Molecule: messenger RNA, 2109 nt
Organism: Chenopodium quinoa (quinoa)
Lineage: Eukaryota; Viridiplantae; Streptophyta; Magnoliopsida; Caryophyllales; Amaranthaceae
Exons: 9
Coding region: 483-1277 (264 amino acids)
Cellular component (GO): membrane
Source: RefSeq, a predicted model, not a curated record
CAUAAUUUAUACCUCUCUUGAGAAACCCUUCCUUCCCCAAAACCAGGGUCACAAGCUAUUCUUACCUGACUAAGCAAGUUACACUCUGAAUCUCCCUUACUCUCCUCUUUCCUUUUUCUCUCAUCGAUUUCUCAUGACAAUUCACAAACUAAACCUCUUUUCAUCAUCACUUGAUUUCAGACAACUACUCUCCAACAAUACACGGGGAGUUUACCUUUUCAUUUAUGUCAAAUGUCCAAAUCCAAAUUAACCCAUCACCAUAAUCAUCAAAUUAAUCCUUUCAUCACUUUCUUCUCUCUUUUCUUGCUCUCUUCUUCCAUUCUUUCCUCCAAUCUCCCCUUCGCUUUCCUUCAUCAUUGUCAGAUUCUAACAUUCAUAGGCGUGAUCCAUUGCAGCAUUUUGAGUUCUAUCAUGGAGGUUACAAUCUUCAAAGCAAACAUUACUGGGCUUCGGCUGUUUUUACGGGAGUUCAUGGGUAUGCAAUGGCGGGAGUGUGGAUGUUAUGUGGAUUAGGAUUUGGGAUUUUCUUGAUUAUCAAGAACUAUUAUUGGAGCAGCAAUAAUCAAUUUUCUUCGGUUAAUCAAUCAAAAUAUUCGAAAUUUUCAUAUUAUUUGGUGUUCUUCCUGCUGCUAUUUUUCACGCUCCUUGCCAUGAUUGCCACAGGAUUCGUGAUAGCAGAAAACCAGAAAAGUCUUCAUACAACAAAGAAACUGAAAGAAACAAUUCUAGGGGCAGGCAAUGAGGCACGCAGAACAAUUCACAAAAUAAACAAAGUAAUGACCAACAUAAAAGCCCUCCUAACUCCAUAUGAUCAAGAAACUUGCAUUCUAUUAGACGCCACAAGUCUACAACUCGGAAAUGAAUCUCACAACAUCAAAAAAUUUAUCCAAAAGAACGAACAUUCCAUUGAUCAAGCUACUUGGGCUCUGUACAUAACAAACCUUGUAGUUGUGACCGUUAACUUGUUAUUUUUGGUUGCUAGUGUAGUUUUGAUCUUGUUACACUGGCACCCAAGAUUCUUCAUUCUUAUAUUCUUUUGCUGGAUAUUAACAAUGGCAUGUUGGUUUUUGACUGGCAUAGAUUUCUUUUUUCACAAUUUUGCAGAAGAUACGUGCACAGCACUUGAAGAUUUCAAAGACAACCCUGUGAAUAGCAGCUUAAGCUCAUUACUGCCUUGUGCAAACGCGUUAAAAUCACAAACUGUCAUCACCGUACUUGGCCAAACUGUCCAUGAUAUUAUACGCCUAAUGUUAACACAGUCUAUUGUUGCGAUAUAGUAGUCAUUUGGUUAGACGUAUGUACAAUAAUGUAUCAAUUUUUCAGCUUGAUUGUUAUAAAAUACGAAGUAAUGUACAUUGUAAUAUGAAAAUGCAGUUGAAUCUAAACAUGAAAAUAAUGCCCAAGGAGCUUGGAUUAGAUGAAUUGCAUUAUGAAAAUGCUUUUGGAGAUAGGAAAAUUUGUGAUCCUUUUGCUGGUCCACCUGAUUACAAGUAUCUAGCUGGUAAAUGCCCCAAGCAUGCCAUUCCAAUUCGCGAAUUACCUGGUAUUCUUGCUAAAUUUACGUGUGACAAUGAGUUAUCAUCCUUGGAGUCGUGUAAAGGCAAGGGGAAAUUUCUUCCGAAACCAACUUAUUUGAUGGCAUAUGCUUACAUUCGAUCAAUUGAAUACUUGACUAAUGUUUAUCCUGAUUUGGAGAACCUUAUUCAUUGUUCAUUUGUCAAAGAUCGGAUAUCCGAUGCGGUCAUGCACCAAUGCAAGCCAUUUAAGGUCUCUACAUAUGGUUUAUGGAUUUCGAUACUCUGUCUUUCAAUAAGCAUGGUGAUUUUGGUGUUACUUUGGGUGGCUAAAGUUUACCAAGGUCACAGAAGAAGCUUCUCAAAGUGUUCCAUCAUACCAAGAUAUCAAGAACCCUAAAGGGUUAGCCAAACAUUUGAACAUAAACAUACACUAAUACACAUUGCAUAAGAUUAGGCACUUUUUUUUUUAUUAAUUGAUUUAUUUUAUUUAUAUAUUGAGUUAUAUUCUUCAAUAAACUUCUUGUAAACUUGUAAAAAAACAUGUAUACAAUGAAAAAUAAGGAUCGGAGAAGAGUACAGGAAGAGGGGAUAA